Molecule: messenger RNA, 890 nt
Organism: Rhizophagus irregularis DAOM 181602=DAOM 197198
Lineage: Eukaryota; Fungi; Glomeromycota; Glomeromycetes; Glomerales; Glomeraceae
Source: RefSeq, a predicted model, not a curated record
GAAUUUUAAAAAUGGUUAAAUUCAUUAGUUCGUUGGGUACUUUAUUCCUUUAAAAAUCUAUUUUUUCAUAAUUAUUUACAAAAUAAGAAUGGCUCUAACAAAAAUAAAUGAAUGCUGUUGCUGUAUUCCGUUAAAAUCUGGUGUUGUGAUCAUAACGUUAUUAUGGCUUAUAUAUGGAGCUUAUGCAACUGUAGAAAAUGCAAUUUAUAUCUCAGUGUACAGAAGAAGAUAUAUUGCAGUAACCAUUCUUUAUGGAUUUGUAACACUUGGGGCAACUUUUGGAUUAUAUGUAUUAACUUUUGCAAAUACUUCUAAAAUGUUAAGAAAAUAUUCUAUUAUAGCUUUUUUCAUAGCAGCUGUUGAAAUUAUGAAAAAUUUAGCAACUAUUAUUAUUAUUUCAUUAUAUAAACAAACAUUCUCUUUAAAGAAAUGUGCAAAUAAUAAUUAUGAUUAUUACGGUGGAUGUAAUAUAUUAAUCGUUAUUGCAGUUAUUUCAAUUCUUUUAUCGGCUUACUUUCCUAUAGUAGUUUUGGCAUAUACAAAGAGAAGAAAAAGCAAGGAAGAUGCUGCAGCUGCAACUGAUGAUCAUCCAUACGGACAAACCAUGACGAGCGUACCCUGAUUUCUAUUAUUACACGGUCAUAUAUAGGAUAAUGCUGAUUUUGUUUGACCAAUAUUUUCAUCAAUAGCUAUUAAAUCAUCAUUCAAUUUUGAUUAAAAAGAGGAUAAAUAUUUACUCUAGAUGUCUACAAUAUUAGAUAUAUCGAAUCAUCUAAAUUAAUGGUAGUAUUCAUCCAGUGCAAUAUCCAUAAAUUAUUUAUUGUAAGAUCAUUGAAUAGCACAUGCUAUGUACCGUUAUGCAGCAUUUCUCGUCUUAUAAAUACUAUUUG